CUGAGCAUCGAAAUCUCCUCGGAGGAGAACAGAAUCUUCGUGCUGGUGAGAGUUUUAGGGACGCUGAGGACGCGUUAGACUUUUUUUCUUCUCGCUCACACACAACAAAAAGAAGAAGCUGGAUAACGAUGUGAUUCCUCUGGUGUGCGUUCCAAGACAGUGGCAUCAGUAAAUGAUCCAAAUGAGUCACUUCAAACUACUUAAGAAGAACUCGUUUAGAGGAGGACUGAUCCAAUUUUCUCGGCUGUAAUCGUAUUCAGCUCCCAAGUUUUCCCCCCUCACAGUUCAGCAGCCUAUUGAAAAGAAAUGAUGCGCAGUUGAUGCCUCCAAGAAGCCACCCCUAUCCUCAUAUGCCAGUGUGUCUGACUUUGGAACCUAUAUUGUUGCCAGACUCCGACCGCAGAGCAACACAAGGAGGGAGACUCCGAUGGAAAAUCAUGCAGCACUUUGAACCCAUGGAGACAUGGCACAUAGGUUCCUCUCAUCUGCGAACAGAUUCAGCGCCAGAUUCGCCUUCAUAUUCACCGUGUCACUGUCUUGCACCUACUUGUGCUAUAGUAUUAUUUUCUGCCGCGGCACAAUCAUGACAAACCAGGGCUACGAGGGGAAGCGAUGUCCGCCGAGCAAGAACGCGGGAGGGAAGAAACUUCUUGGGAAAUUAGACAAUUGCGCGUCGCUGGAAGUCAGGUCCGCUUUGGAUGAAUCCGCUGCCCAGCGAGGAUCAAGUGAUCUCCGGGACCAAAGUAAAGCCCCUGGUAAUCACUGGACUGACGCAAAGUUGAGAAACAUGAGCGUUGCGCAGAAAUAUGGGAACAAGAAGCUGCCAAAUGCGUUAAUAGUCGGCGUAAAGAAAGGAGGAACCAGGGCGGUGUUGGAGUUCAUCCGGAUACAUCCAGAUGUGCGCGCACUCGGAACAGAGCCUCACUUUUUCGACAGAAACUAUGACAGAGGGCUGGACUGGUACAGGGGACUAAUGCCACGAACACUAGACAGCCAGAUCACAUUAGAGAAGACUCCCAGCUACUUUGUCACCAGAGAGGCACCCAGACGCAUCGCCAGCAUGUCCCCCGAGACCAAGCUGAUAGUUGUAGUGCGCAAUCCAGUCACAAGAGCCAUCUCCGACUACACACAGACUCUUUCCAAGAAGCCUGACAUCCCGACGUUUGAAGAGCUGGCCUUUAAGAACGGAAGCUCAGGCCUUGUUGACACCUCCUGGAACGCCAUUCGGAUUGGGAUGUACAUUCUGCACCUGGAAAACUGGCUGCAGUACUUCCGCCUGUCGCAGAUGCACUUUGUGAGCGGUGAGCGGCUCAUAACGGAUCCGGCCGGGGAAAUGGGCCGGGUUCAGGACUUCCUGGGGCUGAAGCGAAUAAUCACAGACAAGCACUUCUACUUUAAUCGAACCAAAGGUUUUCCCUGUCUGAAGAAGCCGGAGAGCAGCAGCCAGCCGCGAUGCCUCGGCAAAUCCAAGGGCAGGACUCACGUACAGAUCGACCAGGAGGUCAUAGAGCAGCUGCGGGAGUUUUAUAGGCCAUUUAAUAUCAAAUUCUAUGAAACUGUGGGACAAGAUUUCAAAUGGGAUUGAAUGUACCAUAAAGAAAUAGUGCUGUUUUUUGUGGAAAAAUGGCUACCUCUGGAAACACGCUAAGAUAUAAAUAAGGGUAUUUUUAACAAAAUGUUUAAAAAGAUAAGUUUAUUGACCUAUGUGUACUGUAAAGUGACAAGAUUAAUAUAAAAUAAUAUGUCAUUCAGAGUUUAAAGGAUUUCACAUCAUGCUGGGUCAUUCAGGUAAUUGAAACAUAUACAAGAACCUUGCAAUAUAUACAAAUUCAACAACAGGCAACAGAUUCAUUAACCAAUUCACUAACAAGUAACCAUCACAAUGCUUUCCUGUCAUUUCACCACACCAGACAUAGAAUAAUGACACUGUUUGAAUAUUCAUUACCUAGAUUGCUUAUUUAUUCACCAUUUCCGCUGAAAGUGAACCACUGUCUUUACUGUGAAAAUGAGCACUCGACAUGAAGUCGUGGCGAAAUGUCAAAUGAAUAAUAAAACCAGUCUGUCAGUUAUUCUGCAAUGAAAUUUAUCUCCUUAUUGUUGACAGAAGCUCGUAGGAAACAGUGACAAAUUUACUGAAAAAAUGUAAAUGCGAGCAAAUAAAGGAUUCCAUUACAAACACGCUAAUCAGACUCGCUGUCACAGGGACAUGCAGGCAUUUUAACUCAAUGAUUCAUAGUGAAAUUCUUCAAAAUCAAAGCUUGCCUUAGCUGCGAUCACACUUUCAUCAGUGUGAUUUAAGGAUGUACCUGCACAUUUCAGCAGGAAUCCACCUAACUAACCACAAUACAAGUAAAAUAUAAGAUAGUUGUACUGACAAGUUUGUACUGAGCCUCUUGAAAGAAAAGAUAUUCCUUUCCAAGCGGUGCUACACAUGUCAUUGAUCUCAGUAAUUUCAAGAUUCCUUCUUUUGGUAUACUUGAUUGUGCUUGUGCUAAGCAGCUACAUUAACCUCAUGGAUUCCCACCCUAAAGCCAGUCAGAGCUGCCGUUACAAAUUUACACUGAAAGUGCAGACAAACAAGAAAUCGAGCUUUUCAAAAACAAAAAGUUAACACAAUAAUGCAACCGAAACUGUGUGUAUGCACCUUUGCAACACAAUAUAUUGCUAUGUGAAAUGUAACAGCAAAAUUACAGAUUACAGACAUGAAAAAUAAUCACUCGUCAUCUGUUUCUGAUCAAAAUCAAAUGUGACAGUGAGGAAAUAUGCAUUAUUCUUAUAACUUCAACUGAAAAUGUUUCACAGUGAUCAUCUUGAGUAUGUAAUGCAAUUAAAUGAUAUAAGGUAUUAAUACAUUAUGUAGUUUUAUAUCUGAUUUGAUAAAAGAAUGUAAGGAUAGCAUCUUGACUGAAGCAAGUUAAGCUGCUAUGCUACUGGCCAUGCUAAUUCCUGCAUAUGUGGGGUUUGAAAAAUGUUUUUGACUUCUCUUUUCAUAAGUGUUUUUUCUCUUUCAUUGUUUAAUCCGCUGCUGCAGGGCUGUGAAUUCAGCAGCCCUAUCUAGUCGCACUUAGACUAAUGUGCAAAUGUGACAAUGUGACCUUCCAUAUUAAGGAAAUGAGAUAUUCUCUUGCAUUCCGACUGCUCCUGCAGCACAUGUCCGUCGGCCAACAGCAGUAUUUAAACUGUCAUUUGUGAUAUUCGCCAUUAAUUUUUGAUUAACCUGCCAAUGCUGUCUGCAGCCGCCUGCUACUUAGUGAGCCAUCAGCAGACACGCCAGUUUAGCAAUAAGCUCAACUUUAUCUCAGCUCAGUUAAUUAUAACUUUUCCCCAAGAAUGCUUAGGGCUGGAUGACAUGACACAGAGGAAAAACUCCCACACCGUUUCCGCCAUAUGAUUCUAAAUGAACACUUUGAUGCAUUAUCCAUUCAGCAUGUGGCUUCUAUCUGAGUUUUUGGGUAACUUUUUUGGGGAAUAUCCAUGUUUGUGUAACAGAACGCAGUUUGUUGCACAUGAAAAGUGGCUCGUGCUCAUUUGCUAUUCAUACUUUCUUGCAGUAUCAAAGGCAACCUCCACCUGCAAAGUCGCAGAUGCAGCCGUUGCAAUCACAACACGCAGUUCAUUGAUCGCAUAUAUUGUAUUAACUCCUCAUUAUGACAAAACAAAGGUUCACUGGGUAACUAAAUGCUAUCUGACUGACCAUUCUAACCUUCAAAGUAAAUACCAAAGAAGCUGCUGUAAAUGUCAUGAACUUUGCAAGACUCAGAGGUAAAACACACCUCUGCUGCUCAUCAGAAAUAUCUAACAGCGUGCGCUGAAAUCCAUCACAACUGCAUUGCAUUUAUUUUCCAUUUUAAUAAAUAAAUGGAAAUAAUGAGGUGGUAUUCAAAUAUGUGUUUUGCAGUCGCCUGUUGUGGAUUCCAAAAUGUCAGGGGGCUUUUAUAACGCCCGCUUUGAAAGCCUAUUGAAGUUCUACUGAGACUCCAACCUUGAAACUUCACACACUUUACAAGCUUGUGUGUGUAAUAUCUGCAUUGUAGGGAAGACAUCUAAAGAAGAAAAAAACAUUUGCAAAAGUGCUGUGUCCCAGAAAGCAAAAUAACUAUAGACUGCAUCAAAAAAGUAACAAAAACUCAAUCUUAGGAAAAAAAACUAAAAAUAUGUUGGAAUAUUUAUAGGAUUCUUGUGUGUAAUGCACCAUGUUUUCUGUUAUGUUCCUGAAGCCACUUGACAUUUCCAGAUGUAACGCAGGCUGAUUUCCUCCUUGCUUUUUUUGCUGGAAUGUGCAGUUUCUCCAAGAAGACUUCUUCUUUUAGUGGAGGGGGACAGAGUUGAAGUAUUUAUAUCGAGACAACUCCUUGUCCCCUUUAAUGAGCCAAAGCCAUGAAGGAUAAUGAGGAUGUUCCUUUUCUCCAAUGGACAAUGAGAUGAGCAGACUUCCUUUUAGAUGAUUUGAAACUUGGCAGCCAGAAACCCCUCCAGAGGAAAUCUCAUUAAAUACUAAAAUGGUAUGCGAGCCAACCACUACCUGCAUCAAUGCACCUUUUGAAUAUGUCAUCAUUCCCUAAGGUUUUCCCCCGGAACGUGUUCUAUCAAUGUGCAUCUUCAAGUACUUGGAGCUGUUCCUUCGAAAUUAAAAGAUGUACGAAAAAUCGAUUUAUUUCCACUGCAUGUUGGUAUUUUCUCAGGAUGUAUCGGUGUCUCUGCAGUUCCUUCAUGCCUGAUGUAACACAACCGGCAAGCUCUGUGCCACACUAAUGAAAACUUUCCCAUUAAAGAAGCCAUGCAUUCUUGUGGAAAAAAAAGUGGGGGAGAAUACAGCCACACGUGCAAGCCUGCAGUAUGUACACACAUGUACACACCACUAACCAACGUGAAAACCUUUUCCCCUCACCUCAUUUCCUCUGGUCUGUUGAACAUGUGCUGCUUGCCUUACCUUCACAAAGGUCAAGUGCAGAACAGGUCUCCAGGCACACAGUCAACUAAUUAAGCAGUAGUGGUGGAAGAUGCGUACCAGCUCCUGGGAUACCGCUGUGGUCGGCAGCCACCCUCAGGGGUGACGAAUAUAUUGUUUCACAUGCAAGCAAGGUAGGGAUUUGCAUUGUAUUGUUGUCAUGCAAAAAUAUAAAAGACUACUAUUCCACACCAGGAAAUAAAGCAAUCAGAUGGUGGGGGAAAAAAUAUCAAUGUACCACUGAAUCUUUCUACUUACUACUCCUGUUUGCAAGAACAAGUCAUAACAAGUCAUUUAAAAUGGUGUUAGUCAUGAAAAUAUAAAACAGCUUCUCUGUAUCUUGAUGCUGUAAUCAGGAAAUACAGGUAGACAAUAGAACUGCAAAGUCUUGAUAAACAAAGGAUUGAAAUAUCUUGUCAGCUGCUAUCUUAUUAAAGGAGAACUUCUUUGACAAAGACUUUCAUUAGCCCUGUCACCAAAACAUUGCAUUUCUAUGCAACUACAAUUUAACAGACAAACAACAUUACAAAAAGCAUCAUUGAGCAUUAAAUGCUAUAUUAACAGAAUGAGAAAAACUUACAUAUAAGUGAGUAAGAGAAAAGUUGGGGGUCACCCAGACAAUUUCUUGUUUUCCAGAAAAACUCACACUUUUAUUCAUAUGCGAACAUACCUGCACAAGUGUUUUCUAAUCAUCAAUUAGUCUUUCAACACCAUUAGCUAACACAAUGUAGCAUUAGAACACAGGAGUGAUGGUUGCUGGAAAUGUUCCUCUGUACCCCUAUGUAGAUAUUCCAUUAAAAAUCAGCUGUUUCCACCUAGAAUAGUCAUUUACUACAUUAACAAUGUCUGGACUGUAUUUCUGAUUCAUUUAAUGUUAUCAUCAUUGGGGAAAAAAAGCUUUUAUUUCAAAAAUCAGGACAUUUCUAAGUGACCCCACACUUUUGAAUGAUAGCAUAUAUGGCUACUGAACAUAUAUCAACAUGCAUUAUUAUUAAAAUCUAGAUAUUUUUCCAUACCAAAAUAUCCAAAUCAUGCCAUACAAUCUCCAGUUUAGUGACUACAACAUUAUGAAUUUUUGUUGGUUGUUUUGGUUGGAGAGUUGCUACACUUGAUUAGCUUGGAAGGCAAAGACAACUGUAACAUUGCACCUAAACAACAUGGGAAAUCAAUUUAGUUACAUAAAAACUAUCUAGAACACUGGGUUGCUUUGAUACCACUUACAUGUCUGCGUCAUGUGCCAAAAUGCUGUAAUUUCUAUCCAGAACCAGUUGCCAGGCAACUAGAGGAGACUCCAAGAUAGUCCAUGAGACAGUUUAAUGCAUAACCCCGCCUGCAAGAUGGUGAACUUGCAUUUUUACGUGUACGUGUUUCAUUAAUCAGAUGUGACAUAACACGUUCAUUCAUGCUGAUUUAUAGUCCUUUUAUGCAGAGCAAAGUUAGCGGUUUCUUCCAUUUCAAGCUCUUGAGCUAAGCCAGUUAGUCAGCUGCUGACUGCAGCUUUAAUUUAACAGACAGAAGAACUGCAUCUUCUCAUCAUGUAACUACAAAAAAAGGCGAAUAAACAGGUUUCUUAAAAUGUUAAAGUAUUUGAGUGCUGAAUUAUGAACAGAUGUGGUAAAUGGUCUUUCGGUGGUGAUUUGCAGUUUAUGUCCGUCGAUUUUUUUUUUUGUUACCACAGCGGCUUCCCCCUGCAGCAAUAUUCCAAACUACCAAGUCAUUUGCUACACAGAAUUAUAUUUAAAUGGUCUUUUGUUGGGGGGAGAGAAAAAAAUCAAUCUGGAAGACAAAUGAUUACAUGCAAACUGUUACGGAGGCUGCAUAUUUGCAAGUAAAACAACUGGUUGGUGUUGGCAGAGGACUGUGCUCUGCUCGCUGCCUUCCAUUUAAAUGUGGGAUCACAGAGGAAGUCAAUUCAGUGUAAAGGACUGCGCCCAAGGGAGCCCCCGAAGGAGAGGAAGGGGUACGCAAUGAUAACAGACAUGCUCUCCAAGAUGCCUGAUAAAUGUAGUCAGUCUGAGUCUGUAACUCAGAUAAUUAAGUCCUUAUUCAGCUGAGUGAAUGUGCCUGGAAGCGUGUUCAGGAGAGCACGGCACAAUAGGGAGCUCUGCCAAAUGACCACCACUUACACAAACUUUCGCCACUUUUGUCUUUCUUGCCAAAUCCCAGAGCCCAUCAGCCUCAAAUAUAAAUAGCACACAGCUCCUGAAACUUAAAAAAAAGACCCAGCAGGUGGUGAAAAUGAUUAGCAUUUCAUUCCGAAAACCUUGACUAUUAAUAUGUGGGUAAAACAACUUUAAGCGAGUAAGAAAGGCUUUACAAUACAGGCGGAAUAUGUUUAUUGUUAAUUUCAUGCAUUUAAUGUAUGAAACUGAUAUCUCUGCAAUGAAUUUCUUUUCUGUUUUCCUUUCUGUAUCUAUUGUUUUUGCUUUGCCUGCUUUCCAUCUCAUACAUUCUGGAAUCUGUGCAAGUUUUAAAUGUGAAACAUUAAAAAGUGAUCUCACA
Amphiprion ocellaris (clown anemonefish) is the source of this 7450-nucleotide messenger RNA. It is a transcript of the gene hs3st2, whose product is annotated as heparan sulfate (glucosamine) 3-O-sulfotransferase 2. The transcript has 2 exons. The record is from RefSeq and is a predicted model, not a curated record. NCBI's taxonomy places the organism in Eukaryota, Metazoa, Chordata, Actinopteri, Pomacentridae. Bases 464 to 1585 code for a protein of 373 amino acids. Gene Ontology annotation, molecular function: [heparan sulfate]-glucosamine 3-sulfotransferase activity.